GUGGUCUAACCUCUGGUUUGCGGAGCGGUCGGGUGUAUUCUCCGCUCGCCCCCACGCCUUCGAAGCCCCCGCCGCCCGACCCAACGGCGGAGCCAGCCAGUGGUUCCCGGGGCGCCCUCCCGCACCGAUCUCUCCUCUCUGGGGCGGGACCUGGCCCGACGGCUCCGGUCACUAUGAGUGAAGCAUCUUUCAACCUAAUAUCAGAAAAAUGUGACACUCUGUCAAUUCUUCGGGAUCAUCCUGAAAACAGGAUUUACCAGAGGAAAAUCCAGGAACUCAGCAAAAGGUUCACUGCGAUCCGCAAGACCAAGGGGGAUGGGAACUGCUUCUACCGGGCCUUGGGCUACUCCUACCUGGAAUCUCUGCUGGGGAAGAGCAGGGAGAUACUCAAGUUCAAAGAGCGUGUACUGCAGACCCCAAACGACCUUCUGGCUGCUGGCUUCGAGGAGCACAAGUUCCAAAACUUCUUUAAUGCUUUUUACAGUGUGGUAGAGCUCGUGGAGAAGGACAGCUCCGUGUCCAGCCUGCUGAAGGUGUUCAACGACCAGAGCUCCUCGGACCAAAUCGUGCAGUUCCUGCGCCUGCUCACAUCAGCCUUCAUCAGGAACCGCGGAGACUUCUUCCGACAUUUCAUCGAUGAGGAGAUGGACAUCAAAGACUUCUGCACUCAUGAAGUAGAGCCCAUGGCCACGGAGUGUGACCACAUCCAGAUCACGGCCCUGUCCCAGGCACUGAACAUUGCCCUGCAGGUGGAGUAUGUGGACGAAAUGGACACGGCCCUGAACCACCACGUGUUCCCCGAGUGUGCCGUCCCUUCCGUUUACCUGCUCUAUAAAACGUCCCACUACAACAUCCUUUAUACAGCCGAUAAACGUUGAUUAAUUUUAGACCAUGCAGUGGAGCCUGUCACCUAAUGGGACUGCGUUUUUUCUUUUUUUUUUUUUU
This is a messenger RNA of Lagenorhynchus albirostris (white-beaked dolphin), 945 nucleotides long. RefSeq names its product OTU deubiquitinase, ubiquitin aldehyde binding 2 (gene OTUB2). The record is from RefSeq and is a predicted model, not a curated record. NCBI's taxonomy places the organism in Eukaryota, Metazoa, Chordata, Mammalia, Artiodactyla, Delphinidae. Gene Ontology annotation, cellular component: nucleus. The transcript has 6 exons. Gene Ontology annotation, molecular function: cysteine-type deubiquitinase activity; ubiquitin binding. Bases 174 to 878 code for a protein of 234 amino acids. Gene Ontology annotation, biological process: protein K48-linked deubiquitination; negative regulation of double-strand break repair.